UCAAAUUCUGUAAUUUCUCAAAACUCACGGAUGUUCGGAACCAAAGUACUAGGCACUUUCUCAAGUUCUACGAGUGCACUUUGGACAUCGACAGAGAGAUCGUUGUAGACAAAGACACAACUCAACGCAAACAACCAGGUACCAAAACCCAAUACCCAAAUCAUAUCUAAAUCUUAUUUUUGUUUUUUAAGAUUGUGCCUCCAUCUCAAUCUCCAACUUUUAUGGAUGAUUCUUUCUUCUGGGUUCAACUAAUCACUAUGAAAGUUUAGGGUUUAUAUUGGGUUUUUCAUCAUUCCCCGUUUGGUUGCUGAGAAAAAAAGGUAGGAAUCGAAAAAGUUAAAGUUGGGUUUGUUUCUUUAUCUGGGUUGUAUAAAAGCAGUAAUGUGAAUGUCCACUCAUUUUUGCCCAACAAACAGUUUUGGAGAAUAGGGUGUUAAAGACAGGAAUUUUUGUUCCGGGGUUUUCUUGAUUUUUUUUUGAGUAACCAAACAGGGUGUUAAUGUUCGUGAAAUGGCACUUGGGUUUUUCUCGAACAUACAAAAUCUAUGGCCUUUUUCUUUGCUGAAAUAUGAUGACUUGAGAUUGUCUGAUGAACUGGUUCGUAAACUUUCGGUACCCGAACAUACAAAACGUUUCAUUUUUGCGGUUCGUGAGCCCGAAACACAGUCUGUGAUUUAUAUAUUGGCUGCUCAGAAUUUGUCCGAGCGAUCAGCCAUAGAUGCUGAGUGUUUAAUUAGGGAAGUUAGACCUGAUGCUGUUGUGGCCCAGGUGAGCAAUUCAUCCCUUACAGAAAUUCAAUCUGAAGAGAGUGAAUUGAGUGAUGGUGCGGUUCCCACUUCUUCGUUUGGAGUGCUUAAACGAUGUUUUGUUGAUAAGAUUAAUAAGGAGAGGUAUGAAUAUGUUGCUGGCAACUCUGUUUUGCGAGAGAUUUUUGGGACUAGUUUUCAUGGACAUCUUUUUGCAGCCAAGAGGGCAGCUGAGGAGGUUGGAUCCUCAUUCUUGGUGCUUGAAUCACCCUCUGUGAAGUCUCCUGUUGGGGAUAACCCACCGGAGGAAAUUGACACGGGGUACAAGUUUCAAGGUUUAGUUAGUAGUUUGGUUCCUCAGAAAGCGGGUUCUGUUGUUCUUUUGAGUUCAAAGAGAUUUUCUCUAACGAAUGAUUUUCAGAAGCAGAUGGUGAAGUUGUUAUCACCGUAUUUGGAUCUAUCAAUUCCGAGGUUUAGUCACUCAACUUCUGCAUCGGAGGUGGGUUCAAAGGAAAUUCAACCUAUACGCAGUUAUGAGGCACCGCCAUUUGCUCAGUCCAUUUAUCCAUUACUCGAGGAUCUACAUAAUAUAUUUUCUGACCUACCAUCAAUUGGGAAUGCUCUGGCUCAUGCACAGAAAAUGCUUCUUGAUGUUAACAGAGGUGAAAUUGUGGACAUUAGCAUCCUAUCUGAGGUCUACACCUUUCGAAUUGCAGUUGAGGGGCUGAGAGUUGCUCUAAACAAUGCUGGUCGGUUACCCAUUAACAAAAUAAGAAAUUCCAUGCCAGCUAAGAUUGAUUUUUCAGAGCUUCCAUUUGAGGACAAGUCACAUGCACUCUUUGCACAGGCCCUUCGGAGUCAGACUAAGAAGUUCCAGACCAUAGUGGCAGUAGUUGAUGCUGGUGGCUUAGCCAAUCUAAGGAAACACUGGAACACUCCUGUUCCUCUGGAGGUCAAGGAUUUUGUCGAACAGCUUGGUACAAAUUGUGAAGGGGAUGGGGAACUUUCAAAUCAUAAUGAGGGAAAACGAUUAUUAACAGGUAAACCUGUGGUGGCAGUUGGAGCCGGGGCAACAGCAGUUUUAGGAGCUUCAUAUGUCUCCAAAGUUGUUCCUGCAUCGACUGUUGUGAAAGUUCUAACAUUCAAAGUUCCUGCUUCACUUAAAAUCUUACUGUCCCAAACUCAGAAGGCGACAUCCCUAGCCUUUGGCAAGACUUUUGGGACAUCAAAAGUUGUAGCUCCAAGUAUUGCAAGUUAUGGAGCCAAAACAACAUCUAUCUUUAAGGCAACUGCUUCUGCUGAAAAGAUCCGGCUAGUAACCCACAGUGUUAUAGCCUCUGCUGAGAAGACCAGCUUUUCAGCUAUGAGAACAGCAUUCUAUGAAAUAAUGAGGAAACGGCAGGUACGGCCAAUUGGUUUGCUACCAUGGGCAACAUUUGCGUGUAGUAUUGCAACUUGCAGCAGCUUGCUUGUGUAUGGAGAUGGAAUUGAAUGUGCUGCUGAAUCACUUCCUUCAGCUCCAUCAAUUGCCAGUUUGGGAAGAGGGAUCCAAAGCUUACACCAGGCGUCUCAGUCCGCUAUUCAAGCAGAUGGCACCAGAAUACAGAAAUCUAUAGAAGCCCUAAUAUACAGAUGGAAGAAAGUAAAGGUGCAAUAAAGUAAGAAUGUGAUUCUAUUUGUACACUUGUUCAUCUUCUUCAUAAAGUGAUGCCUGAAUACAGUUCAGGGAAAUAUACUGUACAUGUAAAGUCUACUAUAAGGUUGUUUUUAUUGGGUUUUUAUUUCUGUUUUGUAUCAGGAAUUCAUUUUUUCUCCA
Quercus lobata is the source of this 2562-nucleotide messenger RNA. RefSeq lists its product as uncharacterized. Bases 511 to 2403 code for a protein of 630 amino acids. The record is from RefSeq and is a predicted model, not a curated record. Lineage: Eukaryota; Viridiplantae; Streptophyta; Magnoliopsida; Fagales; Fagaceae. The transcript has a single exon.